AUCAUGGUGUCUGCAGAUUUCGCUGAACGGCCAGUCAAGAAGCUCGUGCUAUUCGAUGUCGAUGAGACGUUAACGCCCGCACGUCAGAGGGCAUGUCCAGAAAUGAUCCAGCUCUUACGCGACCUCAAAAAGCAUGUUGCUAUAGGCUUUGUUGGUGGGUCUGAUUUCGUCAAGAUAUCUGACCAGCUCAAUGUUGGUGAUUUCAAUGUUCUGGAAUUUGACUUUGGCUUCGCUGAGAACGGCCUUAUCGCGUAUCGACUCGGAAAGCUGCUAGAGUCUCAGUCCUUCAUCAAAAUGGUAGGCGAAAAGGACUAUCAGGAGCUGGUCAACUUCAUCUUGCAUUACAUUGCUGACGUGAACAUCCCAAUCAAACGUGGAACAUUCGUCGAGUUCCGCAAUGGCAUGAUCAAUGUCAGCCCUAUCGGCCGCAAUGCAACUAUCAAGGAACGCAAAGAUUUCCAGGCUUACGACAAGGAACACCACAUUAGGGCGGACUUUGUAGAAAUUCUCCGGGAGAAAUUCAAACGACUGAAUUUGACAUUCUCUAUCGGUGGCGAGAUAUCAUUUGAUGUCUUUCCGCAUGGAUGGGACAAGACUUACUGCCUUAGACAUGUCGAGAAAGAUGACUUCGAAGAAAUCCACUUUUUCGGGGACAAGACAAGCAAGGGGGGUAACGACUACGAGAUUUUCAGUGAUCCUCGUACUGUCGGGCACACCGUUAAAAAUCCUGCAGAUACGAUGAGAAUCUGCACAGAACUUUUCCUGUCAUGAAGUGCUCAAUAAUUUCGGAUAACAGUUACAACUAUACCAAUGACUCUUCGUAACUAUACAUGGACUAGCUUAUAGAUUGCCAUUCAACCUUGCAAUUGACUUGGACUGAAUUGUGUA
This is a messenger RNA of Suillus fuscotomentosus, 888 nucleotides long. Its product is annotated as eukaryotic phosphomannomutase. NCBI's taxonomy places the organism in Eukaryota, Fungi, Basidiomycota, Agaricomycetes, Boletales, Suillaceae. Gene Ontology annotation, cellular component: cytosol. The record is from RefSeq and is a predicted model, not a curated record. Gene Ontology annotation, molecular function: phosphomannomutase activity. Bases 4 to 771 code for a protein of 255 amino acids. Gene Ontology annotation, biological process: mannose metabolic process; protein N-linked glycosylation; GDP-mannose biosynthetic process. The transcript has 8 exons.